UCAAAGUCUGAACAAAAAAGGGUGAAAGCCUGAGCGAGGAGGGGCGAGUCGCGAAUGGGGUUGCUAGCUGCGAAAUCUGACAUAAGGGAGCAAUAGCGAAUAAUGAAUUGACUGUUUUCGGUCAGUGCUUCUUGAAAGAGUUCAAUCUACGACGAGUUAUACGAUUUAAAUAGUUGUUUUUAUUAUUCCGAGCCAUGGAGGACGACCUGCCGACCGAAUACGAUGUUGUCGUCGUGGGCACAGGAAUGACCGAAUCCAUCGUCGCCGCGGCGGCUAGCAGGAUCGGAAAAAGGGUUCUACACCUUGAUAGCAAUGAAUACUACGGCGGUCUUUGGGCUACAUUUAAUUUCGAUGGUCUACAAAAAUGGAUAGAAGAUCUGAAAUCUCCCAAACAGAACGGGGCAGAUGCCGCUGCAUUGCUUCAAGCUGAUGAGAAAUUUUUAAAAGCUAGCAACCAAUAUUCCACUGUUGAAAAUAUCAUUGAAAAAUGGUUCAUUUCCAAUGAUGCAGACCUGCCAGUAGUGUCCACGAAGGAUACACAAACUGAUGGCUCUGGAGAUGCCGCAGCCAACGACGGAGCGGAAAAAUCUGACGAAGAUAAAAGUGAAAAAAAAGAAACUGUCAAACAAUGGAGCAUCGAUCGGAUCAAAAAGGAAUACCGAAAAUUUAACAUCGACUUGGCACCAAAGCUACUGUUUGCUCGCGGUGAACUGGUAGAACUUUUAAUCUCUAGCAACAUUGCCCGAUAUGCAGAGUUCAGAGCUGUUUCUCGAGUUGCUACCUAUAUGGAUGGCAAGCUCACCCAAGUUCCGUGUUCAAGAGCAGAUGUUUUUGCCAAUAAAACUGUGAGUGUUGUGGAAAAGAGAAUGCUGAUGCAACUGCUGACGUCGUGCAUGGAACAAGGAGCGGACAGUCCUGAAUUCAAUGGUUUCCAGGACAAAACAUUCCUAGAGUAUCUUGAUACGAAAAAGCUUACCCCCAUGGUACGACACUAUGUGAUGCAAGCCAUAGCAAUGGCCACUGAUAAAACUUCCACAAGAGAUGGAGUCAAUCGUACUAAACAUUUCCUAAACAGCCUUGGCCGCUAUGGAAAUACACCUUUUCUUUGGCCCAUGUAUGGAAGCGGUGAAUUGCCUCAAUGCUUUUGUCGUCUGUGCGCCGUUUUUGGCGGCGUGUAUUGCCUGAAGAGACAACUAGACGGCAUCGUAGUCGGGGAUGGAAAAUGCAAGGCUAUUAUAACUGGAAAGCAAAGACUGGCUUUGGAGCAUUUGGUAGUUGGACAAGGGCACCUACCACCAGAAAUUGUAUCAUCCAGUGGAGAGCAACAGAUAUCUCGUGGAAUUUUUAUUACCGACAGAUCCAUUAUGCAGGGGGAAAAGGAGAACUUAACACUGCUCUAUUAUCCUCCAGAAGAAACUGGCCAAGAAGCCGUAACUUUAAUCGAACUUGGACCGUCAACAAACGCGUGCCCUCAAGGACUUUUUAUGGUACAUGUGACGUGCAAGAGAACCAAGACAGCUGAGGAAGAUCUGGCGUACGUGACUAAGAAAUUCCUGCGUGCCGAGGUACUUGAUCCUAACGUCACUCGAAAUGCCACCGAUUCUCACACUCAGACUGUAUCUCCCGACAAGAGACAUCUCCAGGAAGGUUCUAGCGAGACCAAAGAUGACAGCCUGGAAAGUCCUAAACCACAAGUUCUCUGGUCAUUGUACUUGAAUUUGCCAGCAAGUGAUAUUAAACUCAGCGAUUCUGCUCCUAACAACGUGCACCUCUGUUCUGGGCCUGACUUGGACCUGGACUUCGACUUUGCUGUGAAUCAGGCCAAAGCGAUAUUCAAGGCCAUGUAUCCCGACGAAGAUUUUCUACCUCGUGCCCCAGAUCCUGAGGAAAUAGUAUUAGAAGGUGAGGAGGCUCCCGGGCCACAAUUUGAGGGAGACAAGCCAGAAGACGGAGAAGAGAAACAAGAUGUUGAGAAAACAGAAAAAGAAGAAUGAAGGAAAUUCCAUUUAUCGUGAUACAUGAUACUAGCACGUAUUAAGGUGAGAAAUUGAAAAGAUUGCAACAGAAAAGGAUAAAAUCUAAAUCUAAACAUGAAUAACUGAAUGAACCUGUAAUCGGCAAAAGUCUCAUGUAUGAUUUCGUACAAUAUUAUUGAACAAAAUUCACCUAAGAGUAUAUCUGAGAAGGGGUACGUCAUAGAAUUUGCUGAAAUUUCGGGAGCAAGCAGAAAAUAACCAAGAUAUUGUCUUGAUACACAGCCACUAGAUUACCAAAUACAUAUUAUUCACCCAGAAAUUGAACAAUUUUGUGAAUGUAAACAUUUGUGAUAUUACUAUAUUAACGUUGAAUAAAUUUCCGGGUAUAGCAAUGGGCUGUGAUAUUUUCACGUGUUAUUUGAUCGUACGUCAAUGAACAAGAUGCUACAUACAAGACGAAUGAGCCUGAUCCAGAUUUCUGCUGUUGAACACUUCCCUUUUAUACUCUUAGGCGACAGUGUGAAUUCCAUUGCUAUGGCACCACACAUUUCAAUUCACAUUUGACAAUUUAUCAGCAAUAGUUGUGCAACUAUGUUAUUUUACCUAGAGAAGUCUAGCUUGAUUUUCUUCCGUUUGUAAGAUUGUAUCUUCAACAGCUAUAUUGACUUAGCAAAGUGAUAAAGGUUACUCCUUCCACGUAUGGAUGAAUAUAAGGCUAACAACUCAAGUAGAAAACUGAGGCCGAGCUUUAAAAUUGCUAACGAUAAGGCAUAAAUAAUUUCUACGCAUUUAAGUUAUUAAAAAAAAAUGAAUAUUUAAAGAUGCGUUGAUAAAUUUCAUGUUUGCUCGAUUCAAUAUUACGAAUGCACUAGUUCCAUCUGUUUUAACAUAAUGCUUUUAAAUAUACUCUCAAAGGUCUAAGAAUACCAAUUGCCAAUAGUUCAUAAUUAUUAACUUAUCGAAAAGAAAAAAAUUCCCGAAGAUACUGCAA
Diprion similis is the source of this 2967-nucleotide messenger RNA. RefSeq names its product rab proteins geranylgeranyltransferase component A 1 (gene Rep). Lineage: Eukaryota; Metazoa; Arthropoda; Insecta; Hymenoptera; Diprionidae. Gene Ontology annotation, biological process: small GTPase-mediated signal transduction; protein geranylgeranylation; vesicle-mediated transport. The transcript has 11 exons. Gene Ontology annotation, molecular function: GDP-dissociation inhibitor activity. Gene Ontology annotation, cellular component: nucleus; Rab-protein geranylgeranyltransferase complex; cytoplasm. The coding region runs from base 195 to 1994 and encodes 599 amino acids. The record is from RefSeq and is a predicted model, not a curated record.